AUGGCGUCAGUACAUUUCUCACCUGAAAUGUGGGAAAAACCACGAAUAGAUGGGAAAAAGAAAUUAAAAUAUAAUGCAAUACCUACCAUUUUUCCACAAAAAAAUAAAAAUCAAAUUGUAACAGCUUUAUCUCGAGUAGACGACAAUGAAAUGAUCUCUAAUUCUUCCAAUGAUGAAGUGCAUAUAACAACUUUAUCUCCAGUACCUGAUAAUAAAAUGAUCUCUCAUUCUUUUAACAAUGAAGUAUAUAGGUACUGCAUCAUCAGUUACUAUAUUUGAAAAUUCGUCAAAUGUCUCAUUGACAAGUUUCCAAAAUAUAAAAAUAGGAAAGCCAUCGUCAAUAGUUACUGUUACAAGUCUUGAAGAGGCAAAUUCAAAACUCCAAAAUGCAUUAUUACAGUCUGAACGGGCAAAAAAAGAAGUAGAACGGAUAAAAAUAAGAGCUAAACAAACGGAGAUAAAGUUGAAGAAAGCAAAUGCGAUAAUUUUUAAA
Molecule: messenger RNA, 493 nt
Organism: Trachymyrmex cornetzi
Lineage: Eukaryota; Metazoa; Arthropoda; Insecta; Hymenoptera; Formicidae
Exons: 4
Coding region: 1-279 (92 amino acids)
Source: RefSeq, a predicted model, not a curated record